GCCUAUGUUAAAUGAAUACACGGAAAGCCUGAUAAUAAGCCUGAUAAAAAAAAAGAGAUUCAAUCACUUUAUCUGGCAAUUAAUUAUAAAAAGAGGGCAGUAGUUAGACAGGACGGCUUCAAAUGCAGCAUCAAAACCAUAAAACCAGCCUGUGCUCACUGUAAUAGUGGCCAACAGAUUUUGGCAUCAACAAAUCAAAUAUUGGGAUGCAAAUUGGUUCUUCAAGUUUGAGAUGGAAAGGCUAUAGAAAUUAGGCUGAGCCUGGUGAGAUCUGGAAGGAGCGUUUGAUAAUGACCCACUGGAGAAAAUCACUGGUAACAGAGCUAAACACAGCUGCUUUACAUCUCUCCGCCUCUCUGUCUGCAGGGUAAUGAUACCAGCUGUAAAGUGACCGCUCAAUCCUCCCAUCUUUGACCGUGUGGAGCUAACUGUUCGCUGUAAAUUCAAGCACAGUUCAGGAAAGCACCAUGUUCCUUUAUCUAUUAUUCAGAGACUCGCAGGGAACAAGCGAGUGAAGAUGCUUUUAGUGUUCUCAACUGCUCAACGUUUCGCUGACUUACUUUGAAAAUGAUCGGAAACAGAUAACAGGCAAAAUCUUUAAAACUGGGGGAGUUUGGAGGUAGAAAGAAAGACUAGUAUGCACUUUGAUGACUGCAAAUCUCCCAUGUAUACGUGUUUAAUACUUCUUGGAGAUAAAUGCAAUGCAUCGUUCAUUUAUCAAAUAAUGAUGAGCCAGUAGGGUAUGUGAUACAUUACAUACAACAGAGGUACAUCUUACUAGGGGUACACUGAUUAUCAGCCUUGGACGAUUAUUGGGGCUGAUAUAGGCCUGGGCAAUUUGGCAUAAAAAAUGAUCACGAUAUAUUUUGUCAUAUUGUCCGAUCUCGACUAUUAUCACGAUUUUUAAAAAAACUGAUGAUGUAAACGUAGAUUGGCUUGUAAAUUGCACAUCGGCUUAAUUGCUUGACGUCACUUUGGAGAUACCCGAACCACCACCGCACAACUGACGCUGAAUGACUUCUCAACAAUAACAUCUCCGGAGGAUGACUCAAAGUCACAGCUGAUAUCUAUUUUACUGCCCUCAGCUCAGCGUUUAGCCCCAUGUUCGGUCAUUCUGUUUACUUCUGCUGUUUACUUCUCCGGCAAUGUACAGCAGUGAGCAGGAAAAGCUCGACUCUGAUUGGCUGUUGUGAUGCACAUUUCAGUUAUGUUUGAUUGAGCAAAUAUGCGCACAGCUGAUCACCGUGAUCGAACUGAAACUUAUCACGAUCAUUGAUUGCAAUCAUGUAAUUGCCCAGUCCUAGGCUGAUAUUCAAAAUUCAGCCAGUCAGGCAAAAAUUUUGCAAUAUUCUUACAUUUUAUUCUUAAUAUUACUCUUAAUAUUCUUAAUAACCUUACAUUAUGACUGAGACAUUUUCAGUUGUACUGUCAAUGCACAGUGCUUCCAAAUAAUAGUUAUCGUGUCAUUAACUGCUAAUAAUCAAAAUCAACCCUGAAAAACCAACAACCAUUGACCCCUAAUUAUGAUAUGAAAAACAGCUGAAUUAAAAUGUAUGAACUGAAGUUAAGAUAGAUGAUGCUGGAGCAAUAAGAAAAAUUGCUUGAUAAUAAAUGAAUAAAAGUUAUUAUUCAACCAAUACCAAUGGGCUCUGUGCACCUAUCUACUACUUCCAGACAAACUGAUUAAUCCAGGUGUGACUAAUCAUUGUAACUACUCAGACUCACCUGGAUUAAUCAGUUUGUCCCAUGAUGUAAGACAGGGAAUAAAGGAGCAGCCCUAAGUUCAGGAAGUAGUGGAUCAGUGCAUAGAGCCCAUGUCUUACUAUUUCUAAAGCAAAUACCAUUCUUACAACUGCGAGAAAAAAUACAUAAUCAAUAAUAAUGACUUUUUAAUGACCCUGUUUUUUCAUUAGAAGAGUCAGGUAAAGUAAAGGUAUAAGUAAUUUGUCAAAUUCGAGAACAAGUCUAAAGUUCCCCAUCAUCCUAGCAUUGAAAUCAGUGAGUCGUCCCUCAUCGUUUCUCUAAAGGCAUCUGCUUCUGUUUUUGGUUCUCUGCUCAACUGUUACGGUUUUAUUAUGAUUAGCCUGCACGAUAGAAAGACUUUAGGACUGAACAAUGUGAUUGUGAAAAUUCAAUUGUUGAUCCAUGAUAUAAUUAGUUUUAAAAAAUCUCUUGGACUGCUUGAAUAACAGGCACUUUUCUUGAGUUUUGCGAGAAUGUCAUGGUCCAACUAUGACUGCAGCACUCAUAGGAUACACAGGCAACAGAGGGUCAUGCAAGGCCCAGCAAAUCACUGCUGCUUUCUGCUAGUAUGUUUUAACUUGUGAUUAAAAAGAGACACAAAGAAAAUAUAUCUGAGCUCUGUUAAUGUCAGUGGUCACGUCUGAGAACCAAAGCAGCUUGUGGGCUUGUGCAGCCACAACUCAAGACAACCACAUGCUGUAUUAUUAACAGUGAAGCAGAUUGACAUAUCAACUGAGCUAUAUCCUCAUCAACUUGUGUACUUGUGUACCUGCAAAAUAUUCCACAGUGGUUCAAAGUUAAGAGCCAAAAUACAGAAUUACAAGGAUUAUCACACUGAAUGUACAUGUUUUAGUUCAGCCAGUUUUAGAAACACAAUAAAGAAUCGAACUAAGUGAACCAGUUUGACAAAGAAGUGUGAGAUAGGAUCUGUUUCUUUGCAAUUCUGCUGUAAAGGUAAGAUGUUUGAGCACACAGUGGACCAUAAUAUACCCUCAGAGGAUUUUGUCUCUACUGUUAGAAACUUAGAAAAAUCAUCAUGGUGUCUUCACAUAAUGAUGGCAAAUAGAAAGUUAUGUGAAAACAAGCACAAGUCAACAUUCUGGGAGAAAAUAGAGUAACUAUGGUGAAUAAAAUAUGUGGCAAAAACAUUAGGAUUAAAGAUUUUGCAAAUUCAUAAUGUGUCAGUAAGAGCAACAAACCAUGACAUAAAUCCUAAGCAAGGGCACUGUGUAUAGUAGCCAAGUCAUCAAAGGUGAAUACUUCAUGACCUUAGAGUGGAAGCAGUAACACCACACACAACAAUGGAACAUGAAGGGGGCCUGUCCAACCUGUUGCAGCCACAGACUGAGCUAGCUUAAUACCAUCUCCAUGGCAGUGUUUUUUUUAUAGUACAAACUUCCCUCUCCUGCCUUCUCUCCCUCUACAGAGAAGGCAGGGGCCCAACUGGGGACUUCUUCUUUUUUCACUUGAUGAUAUUGUCAUUUAAAAUAGUAUAUGUAUAUCAUUCAGUCCAAAUAUUACACCUUUUUUAAAUAGCUCUUUAUUACAGGAUGUUACAAUGACACUGCAUACAUAGUCAGUGGGAAAGUGACAAAAAUCUUUACAGCUAUACAGUGGGUCAUAUCAUUAAGAAUGAUGCUUUGUCAAAUUAAAAGUAUUAUUUGUGAGUGAUUAGCUACAGUGAGUCAAGCAAUCAUUUGAUAAGUCAUUUCAGCAUAUCAAUGAAUUAUUGGCCCAGCAAAUUAGGCCAAUAAUUCAUACAAACAAAAUUCAGACACUGUUGUGUGGCUACCCACUAGACCAGCUAAUCCACCCAAUACAACCAACCUACUCCAUUUUCUAGUCACAUGGGCUGGAUGGCAGAGUCACACAGUGGCUUGUCUUAUAGCAACUGAUAUUCAGAUUUGUUGUAACCAAACAAACUGCCCACUGUGUCCUACUUUCGUGCUAAAACCUGGCUGGAUGAUUAUGGUGCUGACACCUCCCAAUAGUCAAAGGGGCUUAAGAGAGGGUGAUUCAAGCUCUGCUAAGCCUGAGGAACAAACAGAGCCUUGGUAGCAUCAAUUUCACUACCAAAAAAGACACCCAUUAAUAAAACUGUAUUAGCAUGUCAAGAAAAUUGUACAGUCCAUGUUCACAAAGCUAUGAUUAUGGCCUAUGUGCCUUAGCACUCAACCAUACAAAGUACUAUAACACUGCACACAAAAGUGAAUGCUUAAUAACACAUGGUCUGUGUGAACCAUAUAAUAGAAAACCUCUUAUUACAUUUGAACAUAGCUAACAAGUUUUUGAACUGCUGAUAACACAGUGAGCAAUAACUAAUUUAGCACAAAAUCAUUUUUUGUGUUGUCCUCAGGCCUGACUAUGAAAGGGAAAAAAAAAACAGAUUAAGCCAGAGAGAGUCCUGGCAGAAUUGAGGGAGCUGGUUGCAACAGAUGGGGUGGUGGCUAAUGGCCUGAAUCUGGCUUGAAUCUGAACCAGACCCGCCACCUACCCCCCAGAGAUCGGGCAAUCCCUACUCUGGAUGCAAUACAGACCAGCAGGGAAAUGGACUGACAGAACUGCUCCACUCUCCACUAGUUGCUUAGGAUUUCUCUCACAUCUUUCUCCCGGUCUAUUGAGAAUACUCUUAGCGAUUGCCCCAGGGAAACAACUGUUAAAAACACACCCUUGCUUAGAGAUUAAAACAGUUUGCCUUCAAUACAGAGCUUUGUUGAAAAGACUAUUUGUUGUGCAAGGCUUUUGCCCAAAACAGUAUCACUGGGUGAGGCCUAAUACUGGAAGACUAACAGGAAUUACACAAACUUUUCACUCAUCUUUGGCCUCUGGUCAGAAAGCCAUGCUAAAGUACUACACAAUAUAGGAAGAAUGAAGCUGAAAUUCCCACAGAGAAAGUCGUAUAACCAGCUCCAUCUCAGUUUCUACCCUUUGUUGACAGUCUAAAUAAAUAAAUUAGUUAUGAUAACUGUGGAGCAGUUCUGCUGUAAACCCAGACGUGCCCUUGGUUAUUUUUAAAACAUAAAUUGAAUCAACGUAACUUUUACUGAAUGCUAUUCCUUUCCCUGUCCCAAUGAACCUAAGAAUAAAAAAGAGCUGCCUUCAUAUUAUCAGCAAAACCAACAUGGAAACGGGGAAGUCUGUCAAUGUCGCCAUUAUUUAAAAUUCGUCCUGUAUCGAUAGAUUUUGAUUUUUGACGUUAAUGCCGUUUCCAUAACAACCGACGUCAACCAGACAGUCCAGACAAUAUCUCGGUAAACUACUAUCCAUGAAUUACAACCAAUAGGCCAGGCAUUUUCAGCUAAACGAAUUGUUGUUGAGUUUAUCUAAUAAGCCGGUAACAUUAGCGAGCGCUAGCCGGCUAGCUGGUCACAAGCUGAUGUUGCUCUCUGCCGAAAUGAUGUUAGCUUAGCUAGCAAGUUAGCCCGCUUAGCUAAGUUUUAAUUAGUAUACCUCUUCAGAAUUAAUGAUUUGGAUAACGUGCUUUCAGUACAACAGAGACCGUGUUGAAGGUUAAUUAAAAUCCAAUUGUGAGCAUUCUGUGUUGCCAAGCAGUGACUACCCAGCCAACGGCAGCUGUACAGUGGAUUUGUAUGGCAGCUAGCUAACAAAGGUAGGAGCCCAUGCAAAGGCUCAUGUUGAGGCACUCCGCCCUGACAGCUCAUAUAAAGGUUUCCGUGCAGCUAACGUGAAGGUUCCGCUCUGCGGACAGGGAACAACGGUUUCUGUAUCCAACAGCACCGCAACAACAAAGAUACCCAAAGAACUUCAACAGUCCGACGGGAAGAGAAUAGACAGGGUGAAACUUACCAUCACUGCGCUUGAUUUCCACAUAAGUACCGACGACAAUCUUCCCAAAGCCCGAAGCCAUUCUGCAUUACUUAAAUAUGUAACAAAAGCAGGGUAAAAGACUUGAAAUGAAUCGUUAAUUACAGCCUCUUGUGUUUGGCAGUCUUUAACCGGGAAGGAAGAUGCAGGCAACAGAAUGAGCUAGCGUUACGUAGCCACCAACGAUGGCCGAGUGUUUCCGGUGUUCUGCGGAAUUGGGCUACUUUAUCAAAAAGGUUCACACGGAGGCCUGCGAGGUGAGCGACCAUGUUUCAACUGUAAAACUUUUAUCCAAAAGAAGCGUAUUUCAGCGUCCCCUGUUCGGUAGUUCUCUCUGCAUUGUGUCACGUCUGUUUUGGAACUGUAUUACACAUUUUACACUUUAUUUUCAUGAAAAAGACUCGAUAGACUAAUAUCUCAAUAGCUUCGAUGUUCCGAGGAGUGGCAAGCGCUCCUGAGUCUGGGCAUGCGCAGAGUCGCUUUGUGGCGCAUUUUGAUAGGAAGCAGUUUUUAACAGAACACCGGUCCUACACUUUCAAAUUAAACCAGCCAAAAAUUUAACCCGCCUAGUCCUCUGUUGCCCGUCAGCAAGUAUUUUCCGAUUAAAUAAUGUUAGGUCUCCAUGCCCAACCAUAAACUCUGUAAAUGAAGUUGCUAAGAGGAUCAGACAAUAAUGGAUGCCCUGCCAAGUUCGGUUCUGUAGCAGUAUUCUAAUUGUUGCAUCGCCUGGUACCUGUGACUUCGACACAAAAAUAUUGGUCAGACUCAAUGCCAUUGUCUUUCACUCAUGCUGGUAUUAUUUGAACAUGACAAUAGACAUCAUUUGAAAUUUGUGACGUUUUUUGAGUGGUGGAGAUAAUUCUGCUUGAUUCCAGUAGAGAAUGUGACCCAAUUUCCACCGUUCAAGGAGUCUAAGAUUUUGCCAAGCUGGAUAAUGCCACCUAGUGGUGUGAAUUGCAAAUUCAUGCGCCAAAAAUCAGUCAAGUCAAAAACUCUGAGUUAUUUAAGCAAAGGUCUUGUUACAGCUACGUAAAUCAAGUGAUUUCUCUAUCAGUCUGAAAUCUGCUCUGAACAAUAAACACAUGUGUAAUAACAGGUUGCACAUUACUUUUACCCAGAAGCUUGAAAUCCUAAAACCAUUUAUGAAAUUUAAUAAGUCAAGCACAAAUUGGUACAAUCAACUUUGGAUAAACUGCAAAUGACCAUUGCUGUAACAUAACCAAGGUGUUUGGUACAGUAAAGUAAAGAAAUUAACACGAUCUUUUACCAGUUUAAUGACUGCACUGAUGAAUUAGAAUGUAGACCAAGAGAGUACAAAAAGGCUUAAACGUGGAGGUUAUACUCAUGAAGAGUAACAUUUAAAUUGUUCUAAAAAAUACAAUAAUCAGAGCAAAGGAUAAUAAUAAUCUUGACUGUGUAGUGGGAUUUGUUCAUCUUACUAAAGUCACAUCUGUUAAGCUUCUGUCACAUAGUUUCUUAUAGCUAGUCUCAAUAACUUUUGAUGUACUAUUGCUAACUAGAGUAUGAAUAGAGGUUCUGUAAAAAUUUAGCAGUUUUGUGCAUGGUGUCACUUUUUACUCAUUUAGCCUCAUAGUGAGUAUGCUGAUAAAUUAACCGCUCAUGUAUAAUAACACCAGUCUUUAUUAGCCAGAGUGGUGGGUCUUUAUAAUGUUAACCACUUUGAGGUUGAAUUGUAUUGAUUGUACUAUAUGUGUAGGAGAUAUUCCUUUGUUUCUUUUUAUUCACCAAGGGCCUUUAAUCCACCCUACCAUGCACUGGUCAACACACUUAUGGAUCCGUUUUGCGCUCUCCUACCCAGGACUAGAACUCUUGCCAUCACAACAGAAUGCCUGACCCCAAUGUUUCCAGAUCCUUCUCUUUCCAGAAGCUACUAGGUUCCUCUGUGAUCUUACAGCUGUCAGCCCCCCACCCGUCCACAGACACCCACUUUUUUUCAGAGCCCUCCUCCGCCACUGGGGCAUCAGGCAUUUGCUGGUGAGUUCUCAGCUGUCCAUGCCCUAAAUAGACCUUAUCAGGAUCAGACCACCUUAGAGGGGGUGCUCUUUCUCGCAGACUUCAUUGAAUGGAAAAUAGAUUUUUAUUUCAAAAACGUUUGAUUUCUCAGAAACUUUGGAAGUUUAUUGGUUGCAGUGCAAGGUCUAUUACUUUACAGUGACUAUCUUGGAAAAGUUUUUCUUUCCAGUUUUACUGUGUCCCUAUGAGCCCCUCUGUGUGAAGAAUGGUGUGUCUAUGUCCUGCCCCACCUCAUUGAGUACGUUAUAAAUAUAAAUUGAGUUUGUGGGGGAAGGUUUCAUAAGACAGAGAGUUUGUAACAAGCACGAGGGACUUGAGGAACCAAGCUGUCCACGUUGAGCAAGAACUACAAUACACAGUCUUGAAGGUAGUGUAAAGCUUCUACAAAGGUCUGUGGUUAAACUGCUGUUUGAACGGAUCUUAAAACAUACAGUGGCUAUGUAGGGUAAGGAUAUGGAGAAGUGUGAAUUUUACUUAUCAGAGAAGUAGUGGGAGAUGGUUUACUGUCCAUUAGGACAGCAGCAUUUGUUGCAAGGCCUCUACAGGGGUCUUAGUCCAUGCCCAAAUAAGGCUUGAGGGGGGCCAUUUAAAGUUAGAGAUAGCAUGUGCAUGACCAUUUGCUCCAGGAGACACAAGUCUACAGGACACUGGUUAACUACAAAGGUAGGAAUAAAAACAUUUCUAAAGUAGUUUUGAAUUAUAGCCUAUGAGGAUAGACUAGUCAUUAUUCUGUAAGAUGAAAGUAAAAUAAUGGGAUAUGCUGGUUGGCAGUUUAAGUUUUCAGCACCUAAUGUGCUCUUUUUAAUUCUCGUUUCUUUCAAAAGGACAGAAAGAGUCCAAGUGUUGAGCGGAUUUGUUUCUAAUAUAUUAUUUGGGAUAUUGUUUGUGUCAAAUUCUGGUUUUACUGCUCAUCGCUUCACUUGCUUCUUUCAAACCUUUCGGUCUUUAAUCAUGCCUCUGUACCAAUCUAUUAUUCAUAAGUCAUGUUUUAACACCAAAAAAACUAACAAACAUUUCACUGUGAAUGUAUGUGACAGUAAAUAUAGAUUUAAUUUAAGUAACUGAUGACACUGAAAUCAUUAAUCAUUGGUUACUAGUGUCAAACAGGAACUAUGUAACUUGAAGGACUGAACACUUAAUGAUCUUGAUUGAUCGGAUUUUGUUUUCCAUAAUAAUCCCUUUUCACUAUCAGAUGGGAGACCCGGUCCAGUUAAAAGAUGAGGGGAACAAACACUUCCAAGCAGGAGAGAUUGACAAAGCCAUUGACUGCUACACUAAAGCUAUUCAGGUGUGCAAGGACAAAAAAGUGCUUGCUGUCAUACACCGGAACAGAUCUGCAUGCUAUCUGAAAAAGGUAAGCAUAACCAGAUUAAAUGUAUUUGUUAUCUAUUUGGUAAAUGUGGCAGUAUGUUUUGAUGUUUCUAUUUUUCUCUUAGGAAAGCUAUGCAAAUGCAGCAGCUGAUGCAUCUAAAGGUAAUGUAAUGCAUAUAUAAUCAAAGCUAAUGAUAAGAGCUAAGACACCAGUGUUACUGAAAACAUACAUCUACAAGCUCAUUAUGGUUCUUUCUUCCUUUAAAAUAGCCAUCGAUGUCGAUGCAGCUGAUAUUAAAGCCUUAUACCGGCGUUGCCAAGCUCUGGAGAAGCUAGGUAAACUCGACAUGGCUUUUAAAGAUGUACAAAGAUGUGCCACCAUUGAACCGAAGAACAAGACUUUUCUGGAGACUCUACGCAGACUUGGAGCAGAAAUUCAAGCUAAGGUCAGCAUCACAGGGUAGAAAACAAUUGCACACAGAAGCACAGGGUGGUAUAAAACCAAACAAUGUUGCUUAAUACGUUGCUUGAAAUUCUACGUGUGUGACCACAAAGAAACAAAGCUGUGCUUACUGACGGGAAAUGCUAGUAACAGGAAAUAAAAGUUUUCUUAUUUCUUUCAUAGCUCAAGACAACAUUUUCCACUGAUUCAAGGGUACAGAACAUGUUUGACAUCCUCCUGGAUGAAGAAAUGGACAAGGACAAGAAAGAAAAAGUGAGUACAACAAACAAAACAAGACAGAAAUGCUGCAGCAUGAAGUUCCAAUAGAAAGUACAUCUCAGUUUCACUUCUGCUGCAACAUCUCUUAUGUUGUCUAGGCUGCAAACAACCUGAUUGUGCUGUCUAGAGAGGAGGCUGGAGCAGAGAGAAUCUUCCAGAAUAAUGGGGUGACUCUGCUGCUCACUAUGAUAGAGACAGGCAAACCAGAGAUGAUCCUGGCUGCUGUUCGUACAUUGUCAGGAAUGUGCACAGGACACAAAGCUCGGGUGAGUUUACACUAAGAAAAAAAGGUCAAAACAAGGUAAAAAAGUGUGGAAAUGACUCAAAUAAGAAUGUCAAAAAAACCCCAGUUUCAGUGGCAAAACUGACAGUCUCUGUGUUUGUCUAUUCUUCUUUCACUUCUCCUAAACAGGCCAUGGCUAUUGUCAACAUGGUGGGUAUUGAUAAGAUGUGCAGCAUAAUGGCUAUUGACAAUGAAGAGAUUGCACUGGCAGCCUGCAACCUAUUCCAGUGUAUCAAUGACUCCCUCACUGGUGGGGAUAAGAGAGAAUAUGGGAAAGAGGAGGCCAUGGUUUUGGGUGAGAAACCGUUCUAAUCUAACCCUAGAACAAAAAUGUACCACUAAGACAAGUCCUCCUAUUAUUUUUCCCUCUGUAGAUGCCUCCAAAGACCUGAAAACCAUUCUUCUCUCCCUGCUGGAGAUGGUCGCCAGUAAGAAGGUGUCCGGCCAUGGCAGAGACCAGGCGCUUAACCUCCUGAGCAAAAAUGUACCUCGCAAAGACAAGAAAGAGCCAGACCACUCCAGGACACUUUUCACUAUUGACCACGGUGAGUCAGAACUCAUUGUAAAUUUUCCUCUGUUUAAUCACUCAAACACUGCCUCCUUUAUUCUGUUACCUCAUUCUAUUUUGCCUAAUUACUCUUGGUAUUUUGUGAUCUUUUUUUUCACCUCUAUUUUGGUUGUUUUAGUUUUCUAUCAGAUUGUGUCUUUCAGUGGAUACUUGUUUUUUUAUCUUGCGUAUGUAUAGUGGGGUCUUGCCUUAUAUUAUUUGAUUUGAUUAUAUCUAUCUAUGCAUUUUUUGAUCAGUAUAUGUUUACAUGUGACCAUUUUCUAGGUCUAAAGAAGAUCCUCAAGGUGUGUGGUCAGAUUUCCGAGCUGCCAGACCAGCUGCCCUUAACAGAAAACACACAGCUGAUUGCCAGUGUUCUUCUAAAUAAGCUCUACGAUGACCUCAAAUGUGACCCAGAGAGAGACAACUUCAGGGACAUUUGUAAUGACUAUAUCAAGUAUGUAUAAAACAUAUUUGUGCAUGGGUUAAAAGUGCUGUGAUCAAGACCUCCAAAUGGAGCUCAGGCCAAAAUGAAUUGCAUUUCACUUUUUGUUUCAUUGUUCCUCUUCUCUUAAGAUCCAAAAUUGACCCCAAUGACAUGGACAAAACCAUUCAUGCCAUCAAUACCAUCUCAGGACUACUUCAAGGUCCCUUUGAAGUAGGCAAUGCUCUGAUUGGUCACCAAGGCAUCAUGGAAAUGAUGGUCGCACUGUGUAGCUCUGAACGUGAGGUGGACCAGAUGGUUGCUGUGGAGGCUCUGAUCCAUUCCUCUACAAAGAUGAGCCGUGCCAGCUUCAUUAUCACCAAUGGAGUAUCGCUGCUUAAAGACAUCUACAAGAAGACCAAGAAUGAGAAGAUUAAGAUCCGUUCACUAGUGGUAAGACAUUAUUUUUUAUUCACAGCCUGAAAAUAAUAAGUACCACAUCACGACAACAUUAAAAAGAGAAGUAAAAUAAAAGAUCACACAGGAGAUAACCAUAUCAGAUUUGACAUUUGCCUGUCUGAGUAAGUAUGUGACUCAUAUUUAUGUCCAUUUCAGGGUCUUUGUAAACUGGGUUCGGCUGGUGGUGAUGAUUAUAGUUUAAGGCAGUUUGCCGAAGGCUCCACAGAGAAGCUCGCCAAGCAGUGCAGAAAGUGAGUAAAAAGAUGAUAAUCUGGCACUUGACUUCCCAUAAGCAGGGAAAACUGAAGGAUGAUUCAGUUGUGCUCUGAAAUCUGCUAACAUUUACAGUGCUGGUAUUAACCAAGUCUCUGUACAGACUGCUCAGCCUUGUUGUUAACAUUGUUGUUUGAUGGGUUGCUAUUAACUGGCAGUUUUUACAAAGGGCAGGAGGUUAAACAUUUUAGGUUGUAUUUACACAAGAUAAACAAAUUAUAACAUCAACCUACUAUUAAUUGUUUUGUCAUUCAACUGUAGAUGGUAAAAUAGCAUAAACUACAAGAAUUGCUUUCCGUUAUACCAAAAUAAUAACUGCUGCUAAUAUUUAUGUCUAUUUUUUUUACUUCUCUAGGUGGCUCUGUAAUCCCCAGAUUGAUACCAAAACAAGGAACUGGGCUAUAGAGGGUCUUGCCUAUUUAACUAAUGAUGCUGAUGUGAAGGAUGACUUUGUUGAGGAUGAGCCCGCCAUGAAAGCUAUGUUUGAACUGGCCAAGGUAUAAAAAACAGAAAUAACAGACAACAGGAUUAGUGUUUAUAUGUAGUGUAUCUUAGCAGACUUAAAGAAUAACCUUUCCUGUUUUUCAUCUUUUCAGUCAAAGGAUAAGACAAUCUUAUAUGCAGUAGCUUGCACCCUGGUGAACUGCACCAACAGCUACGAAAAGAAGGACAUCAUCCCUGAGCUGGUUCAACUCGCCAAGUUCUCAAAGCAGCAUGUGCCUGAACAACACCCCAAGGUAGAGAUAAAACAAAACAAAUAUAACUGAUUACAUUGAUGUAGGUGAAGCAAAGUUUAUGUAACUACUGCAUAUGUACAAAUGCUUUAUACUUGCUUCUUUCAGGAUAAGAAAGAUUUUAUUGACAGGAGAGUGAAAAGGCUCCUGAAGGCUGGGGUCAUAUCUGCACUUGCUGUCAUGGUCAAAGCAGACAGCUCCAUCCUGACUGACCAGACCAAGGAAAUGUUGUCAAGGUGGGAGGAGGAAGAUUUUACUUCAAAGUGAAGAUGAGGCAGCCCGUUGUAUCACAAAUCAUGUCACAUAGCUGAAAACACUCCCUAAUUAAAUUCUUACUCAUCAUGAUGUGAUGUUAUGAAACAGUUCAGUUUUAGUUUAGUUUAUAAUUUUGUCCAGGCUUGAACAUAUUUUUAAAUGCUCCAGUCUAGAUAAGAGGCAAUGUAAGCUAAAAGACAAAUGAAUGCAAACAGUAUCAUGAUUACUGCCUUAAAAUUGCCUCAUUUAUUUGAAAUAUAGGACUGUCUAACUUAUUUGUUUUACCUAAGGGUUUUCUUGGCCUUAUCAGAUGAUCCCAAGGACCGUGGAAUAAUUGUUGCCCAAGGUGGGGGAAAGGUAAGCAAUCAUUUUGGAAUUGGGACAAACAUUAACCUGAUAAACUGGUUGAUGCAGAAUAUUUCAGCUGUCAUCCUGUGUACUGAAACACUUCUGGUGCUGCCUUCAGGCUUUGAUCCCACUUGCUCUGGAAGGCACAGAAGCUGGCAAGGUGAAGGCGUGUCACACUAUUGCCAAGAUUGCAUCAAUUUCAAAUCCUGAAAUUGCUUUCCCGGGUGAGAGGGUAAGAUGACAGUUUUUUGUAUUCAUACAGCAUAUAAUGUCUAUUUUUGGUAUUGCCUUCCUGUCUCUUAUGCUUUAAUUCUUGGUUCACAGGUGUAUGAGGUGGUGCGGCCAUUAGUUAACCUCCUUCACACAGACAGAGAAGGAAUGCAGAACUAUGAGGCCCUGAGAGGCCUCACUAACUUGGCUGGUUUUAGUGAAAAACUAAGGUAAAGUUUAUCACCAUCAAUAAUGUCAUGAUGAUGGUUAAUUAGUAACUUCUGAUUUAUUUUUAAUAAUUUCUGCUAAUUAUGAGUAUUUCUGACCUCAUACUUUGUUUGUUCUGCAGAGUUAAGAUUGUGAAAGAAAACGCUAUUCCAGAUAUCGAGAAUUACAUGUUUGAGGAGCAUGACCAGAUAAGACAAGCUGCCACUGAAUGUGUAUGCAACCUUGUGACAUGUAAAGAGGUAGGAACAAACAACCAAGCAGCAACCUCACAUCCCGCCACACUGUGUACUCCUCAACGGGUAUGUCUCUAUUAGAAAAUGUCACAAUUGUGUUUUAUAGGUUCAAGACCGCUACCUGGAAGAUGGCAACGAUAGGUUGAAACUGCUGGUACUGCUCUGUGGUGAGGAUGAGGAGAAACUCCAGAUAGCUGCAGCUGGAGCUCUGGCUAUGCUCACUGCUGCUCAGAAGAAGCUCAGCACCAAAUUAACCCAAGUGGUAUGUACACCAGAAAAUGAAUUCACAAAUCACAGUGUUUUAGAAACAUGUGUUUCCCCCUAUGUAAAUGGCAUAGGUCAGCCUUCUGACCAUGUUUACUCUGAGCAUCAAAAUUGGAUCUGGGUCAGAUCACAAGCGAUGAAAUGAUGAUAAUUUGGUUGAAACAACUCGACUUUAGUUUAUCAACCAUAAUUUUAUCAAUGGAGCUGUGUAUGUAUAGCUUUAGAUUUGAUGUGACAAAAUUAGAAAGAUCACACUUGGGGCAUCAAUUUAACCUAGUGGUUAAAUCCCACAUACAAAGGCCACAGUCUUCAAAGCAGGAAGGCCUGGUCCCAGUCUCACCCGUGGCCCUUCACUACAUGCCAUUCCCAACUCCCUCUCCCCACUCUCUGCUCUACCACUUGUCCAACUCCUAAUCCUAAAAAUAAACUUAAAAAAAACCCCCCAAAGGGGACUGCUUUCUCUAUCUUGCCAUCAUACUACUUAACAAAACAGACUUUUGUAACACAACACAGCGCUUAGGUGUGGUCUCCAAAAUAACUUUUAACAGAGUUGGCAUGUCAUGAAAUAAUGCUCAGAACACAGACACAAAUGCAGGAUACCAAGGCAGUAAGUCAGAAGGCAAAAGUGUAUUCCAAUAAAACAAACAAAGGUUGGUAUACAGAGAGGCAGUCAGAUCAGGCAGCAGUACCCAAAAAUGUGAGGCAAGGAAUGUUCAAAAACAAGACAGGCCUGUGACUAUGGCUGUGAGUAAUGCUGGAAUGAAGACUAGUUGGUACAACAAACUCACGAUAAAACAGUGGGAGACAUAAGGUUAAAUACAAAAAGUAGUGAGGGUGUUGGGCAACAGGUGGGGAGAGACAAUGAGGACAUAGGUGUGACAAGAUGGGGGCAGGGCAGACAGGAACACAUCUGAAACAGAGACAAAGGUUAGUGACUUCAAAAUAAAAUGGGAAGGACAUAACAUUAAACAUGAAUGUGUAAGUAAUAAAGAGAACUUAAAAGACAUGACAUGGCACAUUAGUCACCUUUAAGCUCAUUUUAUUGUUUCACUAAUGAUAUCGGGGUGAUGUCAUUUGCUGAUAUUAUCUUGAACAUAAAACUUCUCAGGAGCUGCUGAGAACAAAAGGCAGAGAAACACCCAAUGACUGAUUAAGCCUUAUUCAUGUAAAGUAAUAGUGCGUCCAUCAGGGGACUUUGUAACUUAUGACUGCUGAUACUAUUUUCUCCAAACAGACGACCCAGUGGAUGGAGAUCCUGCAGAGGUUGUGUCUGCAUGAUAACCCUUGGAUUCAGCACCGUGGCCUGGUGGUUGUCUACAACAUGCUCAACUCAGACGACAGGGAGCUGGCCAAGAAGCUGAUCGAAAGUGAGCUGCUGGAAAUCCUCUCUGUGAUAGGCAAGGCUGAGGACAAUCCCAAGAGGCAGGGCUCCAUCGAUACAGCGCGUGAGUGCCUUGUCAAAGCCAUGGAUCUGGGUCUCAUCAAACCUUUCAGCAGCCCUUCUUAAAAUACUGCGGUGACAAAAAAAAGAAAUGGACUUUUUUCUUUGUUUCCUUUGUUACAAUGCACACUUUUUUUCCUGAAGUUUUUGUUACUCCUGGGGUAUUAAAAGAAUGAUCAACUCAGUCUCAAUCCUCAGAAGAAAACCCAGUCCAAACUGUCCCAUGAUACAGAAUAAUGCAGUGAAUGAUUUAAGUUUGUGCUGAAUCCAUCUGUGAAUCAGAUGUGAGCUGAAAGAUCAGUUCUCAUGCGCUGGUUUAAAGUUCCACUCCGAUGUUUUUUUUUAAUUUUUAUUUUUUUACUAUUUUAAGUGUUGUCAGUGGUCUUUAAAGUCCCACUUGGAUCGUAAAUUUUUUAACUACUUUUUUACGACUUACUACUAAGUGUUUUAUAGUGGUCUUUAAAUUGUGAUUACCAGGUUUUUAGUCAAAAUCA
Molecule: messenger RNA, 15827 nt
Organism: Xyrichtys novacula (pearly razorfish)
Lineage: Eukaryota; Metazoa; Chordata; Actinopteri; Labriformes; Labridae
Source: the annotation of a GenBank genome assembly